Messenger RNA from Pararge aegeria (speckled wood butterfly), 3053 nucleotides. Its product is annotated as tethering factor for nuclear proteasome sts1. The coding region runs from base 134 to 1195 and encodes 353 amino acids. Lineage: Eukaryota; Metazoa; Arthropoda; Insecta; Lepidoptera; Nymphalidae. Gene Ontology annotation, cellular component: nucleus. The record is from RefSeq and is a predicted model, not a curated record. The transcript has 3 exons. Gene Ontology annotation, biological process: nuclear protein quality control by the ubiquitin-proteasome system; proteasome localization.
CGGUUUACCCUUUUUUUUGAAAGCUUUGAUUCCUGAACUGCAUUUUUCAAAAUGACCGUUGUUUGCUGUUCCGCAUCUGUCAAUUGUCAAUUUGUGCGCCAAUUUUACUUUUAUUUUAUUUGAGUUUUGAUUGAUGGAAGCGUCCCCGGACGCCCCGCGGCGUACUCGCGCCGCUCUGGCUGAAAUACCUGCCCGGCUCGACCGCCUGCGCGUUACUCCGCUUAGACCCCUCACCAACACAAGGGAAGUGUCUCCGUCGCUUCCACCAGGCUACCUCAGCCCCGCGCCCUCGCCUGACGAGUUCCUCAUACAACAAAGAGGUCGCAAACGUCUCCCAACAACAUGGUCUCCUGACAUUGACAUCAAACGUAACUCAACGUUUCACUCAGCAGUGCGCACGCCCCCUAAAAAUACACCAGGGCGUAGCUCCCCACCCAAACUGGGGGUGACACUACGAUCGACGCCCAGAAAACGUCUUCUACUCGGCGACAUCGAAAGAGUACCCCUCACGCCAGAAAAGAUUGACUUCAGUGACAUCAGUACACCCCAAAAGUUCAAAAUCAACAGCCCUAUCAAAGGCACGCCGCCAAUCAAAAGGUGCCGACUCGACAGAACUUUCGACGGAGAUUUCAAAGGGCCUUUAGACACCGCUUUAAAAGGCUUGAGUCCUACACAACUCAUACACAUGAUAAAAAGAAUAACGCAUAAACAUCCAGAAGUUGAACAGGAGAUACGUAAAGAUAUGCCCGCUCCUGAUAUGGCGCCAUUGGAAGAAAAAUUGUCGUAUUUAAAGUCGAACAUAUUCAAAAGUCUUCCUACAUCACGCUUAACUUCCAAAACUGAUUCCCCCGCUUAUUCCAGGGUUGCUACACAUAUAACUGCAUUCAAGAAGUGUCUUGUCGAACAAGGAAAAGUACUUGUAGAAUCCCAGCAUUGGGAAUCUGUUAUGAACUAUGUAUUCCUUGCUUGGAGCUAUGUUAGGGCGACACCUGUAUGGGAUAAUCAACCGCAUAACACUCAGAGGAAACAGUGCUUUAAAGCGCUGACUAAUUUUUGUAUGACAGCCCUCAAAAAGGGGGGAUUCGGCAAAGUUUUUUACAUGGAUGUUCAAGAAAAGCUACAAGGAAUGGAAGCAGAUAGCGAGGAGGUGCAGUCUUGUCUUAAAUAUGUCAAUGGACAAUUGCAAGAUUAUUAGUCAAAAACUUAUGAAGCUCCAAUAAUUUCUUGAUAGCGUCAAUUUUAUGAUUUUAAAUUUUCAUAAGAAUUAAUUGUUUGGGAAUUUUCGGCCAUGAAUAUUACGCGAUUCACUUAAAUAAAAAUUACAAAAAUUAAAUAUAGGUACAUCAAAAUUGUAUGAUAUUUUCCCAUACAGAUUUUGGGUAUUUUUCAAUUAAAAGCACAAUUUAAAAGAAAAAAAAUUAAUACCAGUUUUGCGUUUAAGUCUUUAGAUAAUUAUGUAUGUAUUAAUUUUAAGAGCAAUGUAAUUUUUACUCUGCACACAAUUAAUUUAAGAUGUUUUAUUCUUUUUCAGUUUUUCUCCUUUUGUAUUUAAGAAUUUCUGUGUAUUUUUUGUUAGUGUAAUUUGAACCAUGUUGUAUUGUAAUACCAGAUAAUUCACGGGAAGCCUCUUUGUGGUUUAGGAACUGACGAAGUUUGAUAAUGGAUUGGUGACCGACGAAUGCCGUUAUUCAUUACCAUUAAAAAACUAAGAGUGGUGGGUCUAUGCUCUAUAAUCACAAUUCCUAAAAUGCUCAGAAAUGGGAUUUUGAUGAUGUCCAGUAAUUUAGUUAGUAUGCUUCAGAUUUAGUAUUUGCAAUCAAAAUAAAUCAGGGUUGGAAUCAGGAUCUUAAAUCUCUUAACAAUUGUUAACGCAUCACAUUCGCCAUUGCAAUUGUUGACGUCAAUUUGAUAUCUAUAUUUUUGACGUGUCAAAAUGACGUCUAAAAUAUUUCUUGCGCAGUUAUGAUUUCAAUGUCAUAAAGAAUGGAUGGCUUAUUAUUUAGAUUUAUAUAACGCCUUUGUAGGUACUAAGUUACACUUUGUUGGAUUGGCCUAAUUUAAUUCUCGUACUAUGAAAUCUGGAUUAAAAAUAUAGAGUACAGUGAGAUGGCCAAGUAAUAUUUAGCAUAAUUUUAGGCGUAUUUUUUGAAACAUGUAUAAGAUUAUUUUUAGCUUACUGCAUCUAAGCUCCGAACUUUGACUUUGCUUUAACGUGACAACUAAAAUGAAUUACAAUUGAUAAACUAAUUUUCUGCUAUGCUAUAAUUGCUUUAAUAAGUUUAAAGAUAAAGUCCAAAGUUUAGUGCUAAAGGGUAUGGAAUUGUUAUGACUAACUGAUUUUUUAUGAUAAAUGAAAAGCAGUCUAAACAUAAUUCAAUUUGAAAUCAACUAUGAAAAUAAAUCACAAUAUAGAAAUCGGCUUGAUAUUUUUGUAGUUUUACAAUAUAUAAGGCUAAUUCUUUUUCUUUAGUUAAAAUUGUAUAAUUUUUAGUCUGAAUUGUAUAAAAUUAAAUUUAAUGCAUUAUUGUAUAAUAAUGUAUUAAAUUUAAUUUUAGAAUCAAGAAAAUUGCCGAAAAUCAAAUAGUUUAAUAGUGUAGUAGUAUAAUAGCGAAUUAUGCGAAGACCUCUUAUCCUGGAGAGGAGGCAAUUGAGAUUUCGUUACAUAGAGCCUGCCCAGGAAAAUAAAAAAAAAACUCGCGAAAAUAAUGCAGAAAAAAUCCAACAGUUUUUCAAGUUUUUACACUUACAAAUACUAUGUCCUCAGAACAGUUUUUUUUUUUAUUAUCCUUGCAGGCUUUAAAUUGUUUACAAAAAUGUCUUCUAUUAUUUUUAGAUUAUGUAACCCCUCCUGGCUACGGCCCAAAAUAAGAUGUUAUCGUAUGUUGCCUUAAUGGAAGGAAUGUGCCUUUUACAAUGUAAGUUAGAUUUCGAAUCAAAAAGUACAUUGAUUGACAAUAUCAAUAUCGUUUUAUAUCAAUAUACUGCGAUUUUUAAGGAUGUGCAUACUUAUAUGUUAAGAAAUUCGUUGUUUUAAAUAAAUCAUGGUUUUAAUA